This is a messenger RNA of Mycosarcoma maydis (corn smut), 1416 nucleotides long. RefSeq lists its product as uncharacterized. Gene Ontology annotation, cellular component: plasma membrane. Gene Ontology annotation, molecular function: water channel activity. Gene Ontology annotation, biological process: transmembrane transport. The transcript has 2 exons. The coding region runs from base 1 to 1416 and encodes 471 amino acids. NCBI's taxonomy places the organism in Eukaryota, Fungi, Basidiomycota, Ustilaginomycetes, Ustilaginales. The record is from RefSeq and is a predicted model, not a curated record.
AUGACCACCAUCCAAAAGCCACAGCAGCUUUCUCGCACCACCAACAUGACGAAUCCCAAGCCUCCUGCUGCUGGCAGCGGCGUCUACAAUGUAGGAGGCAAGCAACCGACGCACAUGUGUCAAGCUGAUCGCGGUUGCACAGACACUACUUUAGUUCAUGGCGCACGCAAGCGCGAAGAGCACCAGUCGGGUCUCGCACUGGCUCGCACUGGCGCUCCGGUGCCAAGCGGAGAUAGCAAUGUGCGUGAGAUGGUAGCACAGCCAUCCAUGUUUUCGCUCGGCGACCGCACGCAGGAGCAGCCCACUAUGCUCGAACGGCGCGAGAGCAGCAUGAUCGAAGAGCAGCUGCCAUCGUUCAUGCAGGUCGACCAAACCGAGCACAAACAUCGACAUCACUACCGCGCUGCACUUCGACGUCGGCUCGUGCUCAAAAAUAAUGUGAUUGCGUUCGUCUCCGAGUUUAUCGGUACGGUUUUGUUCCUCUUGUUCUCGUUCAUCAUUGCCAGCCAGGCAUCCAACGCUCAAGCUGCCACGCAGAGAGAUAGUGAGGCUACGUCGCUCGCGCAGAACGCACCGGUGGACACGUCGGCGUUGUUGUUUUCCUCGCUCGGCUUCGGCUUCUCCCUCGCGGUCAACGCUUGGACGUUCUACCGUGUUUCUGGUGGCCUCUUCAAUCCGGCGGUUACCCUGGCGUUGUUUUUGACGGGAACUUUGGGAAAGCUCCAGCUGGUUCACUUGACCAUCGCCCAAUUCGCUGGUGGUAUCGCCGCUGCUGCGCUUGCUGACGGCCUGCUACCUGGCCGUCUCAACGCGCGAACUACGCUGGCCAACGGUACGAGCGUCGUGCAAGGAUUCUUGUUUGAAUUUUUCUUGACGAGCCAGCUGAUCCUGGCGAUCUUCUUGCUUGCCGCCGAGAAGCACCGAGGCACGUUCCUUGCGCCUGUCGGCAUCGGCCUUGCUCUCUUCUUGGCCGAAUUGGCUGGCACCAACUACACCGGAGGCUCGCUCAACCCUGCGCGUACGCUGGGACCGAAUACGGUGCUCGCCACAUUUCAACAAUACGACUGGAUCUACUGGAUCGCUCCGUACUCGGCGGCGAUCGUCACAUCGGGCUUCUACAUGCUGCUCAAGUACUUGCAGUACGAAUCCGCCAAUAUAGGUCAAGAUUCAGACGACACCAAACAGGUCUUCAAGGACACGUACGGAAAUGUGGUUGGUGUCCUCGAGACUAUGGCUGCUUCCGAGUUCUCGUUCGUCAGCCAAGUGGCUCCACCAGCCGAAGCCGAAAUCCAAGCCCUCGUCAACAUCGACCCUUCCAAACCCGCCUUGACUGCGGCUCGAACAAAAAUGCCCACACAGAAUCAAAAGGCCGCAGCCAACCUUGGCCCCGCUACCGUCCACAACAACCUCGCUUGA